Rhipicephalus sanguineus (brown dog tick) is the source of this 1092-nucleotide messenger RNA. RefSeq names its product beta-1,3-galactosyltransferase 1. Lineage: Eukaryota; Metazoa; Arthropoda; Arachnida; Ixodida; Ixodidae. The record is from RefSeq and is a predicted model, not a curated record. Gene Ontology annotation, molecular function: hexosyltransferase activity. Bases 1 to 1092 code for a protein of 363 amino acids. The transcript has a single exon. Gene Ontology annotation, cellular component: membrane.
AUGUCAACAGCUGAGCCCACUUCCGCUGAGCCUUCUGACAGCUUGAAGGUUUCAACGGCUGAGCCGACUUCCGCUGAGCCUUCUGGUGGCUUGAAGAUUUCAACAGCACAGCCCACUUCCGUCGAGCCCCUAACUUUACAAUCAGUACCAGUCGAGCCAGACACUACUACAUCGUCCACCACCAAGACAACCUUUCGUGAUCCAGUGUCCGCUGUGGCCACUGCCAGCUCGUCACUGGCGUUUGCGAAGAACACAACCAGCAUACCAGGCUGGAAAGUGAAAAAUGCCUGUGGAUUUCCCCUUCGGGUGCUCUACUAUGUUCACACGGCUCCGAAUAACUUCCACAUGCGUCGGUUUUUGCGCUAUAGCAUUGGCAAUCCGGCUGUCGCCACGUUCGUGAACUCCUCUAUCGCCUUCUUCGUCGGCAAGACCACGAACACGGAAUUGAGCGAGGAGCUACAUGCGGAGGCGGAAUGCGAAGGUGACCUGGUGCUGCUAGACCAUGUAGACACCUACCGGGACCUGACAUUGAAGUUCAUCGGUGCCACGAAGUGGCUGGCUGCUAACGGCUGCCUCAGUUCAUCGACAGAUGUCAUCGUUAAACUGGACGACGACGUCAUCGUCAAUGCGUUUCUUCUGGCAUCUUACAUCAAGCGACGCAUGGCCGCAACCGAAACUCGCAACCUGGAAACGAUACACUGCGCCAUUAUGCCGCCAAUAUACCUCAAGCCUAUGCGCAGCAAGAAAUCUAAAUGGUUCGUCACAGAGGAAGAGUACGACAAUGACAUUUACCCUCCUUUCUGCAGUGGCGCCGCCUACCUCAUGAAGGCGUCCGUGCUGGCCUUGCUGGGUAAGGCAACUGGCAGUGUUCCGUUCUUUUGGGUGGAUGACGUCUACGCCACAGGUCUACUGCGGAUGGCGCAGAACGUGACUUUGGUGAACAUCACGCACAUGUACAGUAUCGUGCCGUCGUACAGAACGACUUACAUAAGCAACAAGACUCUGUUCUUUCAUUGGGGUCAGACACCCAGACUUUUCAAGAGAGCUUACCGGCUGUGGGCUAGUGUGCUGCGUCAAUAUCUAAAUAUGUGA